Molecule: messenger RNA, 2171 nt
Organism: Hibiscus syriacus
Lineage: Eukaryota; Viridiplantae; Streptophyta; Magnoliopsida; Malvales; Malvaceae
Product: calcium-dependent protein kinase 28-like
Exons: 12
Coding region: 204-1961 (585 amino acids)
Biological process (GO): peptidyl-serine phosphorylation; intracellular signal transduction; protein autophosphorylation
Cellular component (GO): cytoplasm; nucleus
Molecular function (GO): calcium-dependent protein serine/threonine kinase activity; calmodulin binding; ATP binding
Source: RefSeq, a predicted model, not a curated record
CUAUUUUGACCAAUGGAAAUACAUUCAUCAUCCCUCUCUUUCUUCCCUUCUUCCUCCCUAUUUCUCCUUUCCUUUCUUCUUCCUUGUGGAGCAUACCUAAUUCCCUCCUACCUAUUUAUUCCAUUUUCCCUUUUCAUAUGGAAUUCUGUCUCUAAAACUAAUUCCUUUUAUCUCCUUUUCUUUUCUUCUUCGUUGUUAUAACCAUGGGUGUCUGUCUCUCCACCAUCAAAGUUAGUGGUUCAAGCAGCAACUCCGCCUCCCACUACCGCAAAGAACAACGAUCAUCCGUCGCAGAAACAAAGAUCAAUGCAGAAAAAGAUUCUCAGAAGCCUAAUAAUCGAAAGGGUCAUCAUCAUCAGCAACAUGUGAACAGUUCUGUGCCUCCAAAAAAUAAACAAAAACCAAGUACUAGGAAACAAGGUGGGAUCAUCCCAUGUGGCAAGCGUACGGAUUUUGGGUACCAUAAGGAUUUUGAUAAGCAUUACACGAUUGGGAAAUUGUUGGGACAUGGGCAAUUUGGUUACACCUAUGUUGCCAUAGGCAAGGAGAAUGGGGAUCGUGUUGCCGUUAAGAAAAUUGAUAAAAAUAAGAUGAUUCUUCCAAUUGCUGUUGAGGAUGUCAAGCGAGAGGUCAAAAUAUUGGAAGCACUGAAAGGCCAUGAGAAUAUGGUUCAAUUUUAUAACGCAUUUGAGGAUGAUUCCUAUGUGUACAUUGUUAUGGAAUUAUGUGAGGGUGGAGAAUUGCUGGACAGAAUUUUAGCCAAAAAAGACAGUCGUUAUAGUGAAAAAGAUGCUGCAGUGGUUGUACGGCAGAUGCUCAAAGUUGCGGCUGAGUGUCAUUUGCGUGGCUUGGUGCACCGUGACAUGAAACCUGAGAAUUUCCUUUUCAAGUCAACCAGAGAGGACUCACAUCUGAAGGCUACAGAUUUUGGUUUGUCAGACUUUAUCAGACCUGGGAAGAGGUUUCGAGAUAUUGUUGGCAGUGCCUAUUAUGUUGCCCCUGAAGUACUAAAAAGAAGGUCAGGGCCUGAAUCAGAUGUAUGGAGUAUCGGUGUAAUUACCUACAUUCUACUCUGUGGGAAGCGUCCCUUUUGGGAUAAGACCGAGGAUGGUAUAUUUAAGGAGGUACUGAAAAACAAGCCUGAUUUUCGUCGGAAACCAUGGCCGACAAUUAGCAAUGGUGCUAAAGACUUUUUGAAGAAAAUAUUGGUGAAGGAUCCUCGGGCUAGACUGACAGCAGCUCAGGCCCUAUCACACCCAUGGGUUAGGGAAGGAGGAAAUGCAUCUGAUAUUCCCGUUGAUAUAUCUGUUUUGAGCAAUCUCCGGCAAUUUGUGAAGUAUAGUCAAUUGAAGCAGUUUGCUCUGAGGGCAUUGGCUAGCACACUUAAUGAAGAGGAGAUAGCCGAUCUUCGGGAUCAAUUUGAUGCAAUUGAUGUGGAUAAGAAUGGCUCUAUUAGCCUUGAAGAGAUGAGACAGGCCCUUGCUAAAGAUGUUCCUUGGAAGCUAAAGGAAUCACGAGUGCUUGAGAUUCUUCAAGCGAUCGAUAGCAACACAGAUGGACUUGUUGAUUUCACCGAGUUUGUUGCAGCAGCUUUACAUGUGAAUCAAAUGGAAGAACAUGAUUCUGAUAAGUGGCAGCUGCGUUCACAAGCUGCAUUUGAGAAAUUCGAUGUAGAUAGAGAUGGUUUUAUAACUCCGGAGGAACUAAGACUGCAUACGGGCUUAAGAGGUUCGAUUGAUCCUCUGCUUGAGGAGGCCGACAUUGAUAAAGAUGGAAAAAUAAGCCUUUCAGAAUUCCGACGACUUUUACGAACCGCAAGCAUGGGUUCACGUAACAUAACUAGUCCAUCUUGCAGGAACAACAGAAGUUGUAGAUUAAACAUGAAAAGAGAACAAGAAAAACAGACCCUAUGUUUUUCGGAUUGUGCUCAUCCAUCUACCGGCCUCCAUCAGUACUUCUAGGGAUCCCUUUUUCACUAGAGUUUCGUUUGAUGGCAUCUGCUUAAAGGUAUUGGAUAUAAGAGUUGAUGUUAGGCUCUGGUUGUGGGAUAGCUCCAGGUAUAUCGUCAUUCUAUGUACAUAUCUUUGGUUGGGGUAUUUCCUGUUUUGCCCUCCUAAUUUGUAACAUGUGACUAAAUAAAAUUAUCAAUGAAAAUAUGGUGCAUCGGAAAU